This is a messenger RNA of Astyanax mexicanus (Mexican tetra), 2212 nucleotides long. It is a transcript of the gene kdelr3, whose product is annotated as KDEL endoplasmic reticulum protein retention receptor 3. The record is from RefSeq and is a predicted model, not a curated record. Lineage: Eukaryota; Metazoa; Chordata; Actinopteri; Characiformes; Acestrorhamphidae. Gene Ontology annotation, cellular component: cis-Golgi network; endoplasmic reticulum; membrane. Gene Ontology annotation, molecular function: ER lumen protein retrieval receptor activity. The transcript has 5 exons. Bases 411 to 1058 code for a protein of 215 amino acids. Gene Ontology annotation, biological process: protein retention in ER lumen; endoplasmic reticulum to Golgi vesicle-mediated transport.
GCGGCCACGUCACCCACCGACCUCAGACCAGCACAGCUGUGCGCGAGCGCGGAGAUCAAACGCGGUGCAGCAGCGGAACGGGCACGGCCGGUAUUGUGGACACGCACUGCACGCGCGCGCGCGUUCCCGCAGCUUCCCAGGUGACGCGGCACUGUAGCGAAGAGGAAAGACAGUUAGUUGCUUCUAAUAAUAAAAGCAGCAGCGCGAGACCUGCGGGUGGGGGCGCGCGCUCGAGCGAAACAGGACGGGACAGGACAGGAGCUGCAGAGAAGAGCUGAAAAGCUGAACCCGGACACGGCACGAGCUGCGGGAGAAGUUAUCUAUCAUCAAAAGCUGAACGCGGCUCGAGGAGCUGAAGAACAUCAAAGCGUCUCAGCGCGUCUCGUGCUUCUUUAGUAAUUUUUGCCAGGAUGAACGUGUUUCGGCUGUGUGGUGACGUGUCGCAUCUCGUGGCGAUUAUCCUCCUCUUCUUGAAGAUAUGGAGGUCCAAGUCGUGCGCAGGUAUUUCAGGAAAAUCUCAGGUGCUGUUUGCUGUGGUGUUCACCACACGGUAUCUUGACCUGUUCACUGGCUUCAUCUCCAUCUACAACACGGUUAUGAAGGUUGUCUUCCUGGUGUUGGCAUACGCUACAGUUUAUCUAAUUUACUUGCGCUUUAGAAACUCAUACGACUCAGAGAAUGAUUCAUUUCGGGUGGAGUUCCUGCUAGUUCCAGUGGCUGGACUGUCCUUCCUGGAAAACUACGCCUUCACCCCACUGGAGAUUCUCUGGACCUUCUCCAUCUACUUGGAGUCAGUGGCGAUCCUGCCCCAGUUGUUUAUGAUCACUAAGACAGGGGAGGCGGAGUCUAUCACCACACACUAUCUGUUCUUCCUGGGGCUCUACCGCGCCCUCUACCUGGCCAACUGGGUGUGGCGCUACCACACCGAGAGCUUCUUCGACCAGAUUGCUGUCGUCUCCGGGGUGGUCCAGACCAUCUUCUACUGCGACUUCUUCUACCUGUACUUCACCAGAGUGCUCAGAGGAAGCGGGAAGAUGUCUCUGCCAAUGCCAGUUUGAAUGACACUCCUGGUCACACCCUUUUCCCUUUCCAAGCCACUUUCCUAAUCCCAAUUUCUGCAUCCUCUGGCCUAAAGCAAUCACAUUUCCUUUUUAAAGAAGAACUACAAAUCCCUGCUGCCCCAGCUAAUGGAACAACAGACUGCUAAUGUGGCUAACUGAAUGAAAGCUGGUAGACAACAGUUGGCUAUGGCAUGGCUAUUAGCUUUCUUUUAUAGCGCUGUUAGCAGUUGCUGCACUGUUCCUUUAGUCAGAGCCUAUUGGGCGUUCGGGGUGAGGGUGAUGAAGUGCCUUACUGUAUAGCAUUUAUAAACGCUUUAUUACUCCUUAGGUACACGACACCAAGUACUGUCUUCCGCCACAUUUCAGAAAGAUGAGUGUGCAUGUCUUCUUUAGCAUGAGUGUGUGUAAGUGUGUGUGUGAGACAGAGAGAGAGAGAGAGAGAGAGAGAGAGAGUGUGAGUGAGUGUAUGUACGUGAAAUGCAUUUCAAAGGGAUGUUUUGAACAGGUACUUUAGAAGCCGUCUGUGGGUACAAUAAAGGGAGAAUUUUUUUAAAUCAUUUUUAUGCAGCUUUCUUUGGUAUGUAUGUUUCUGUAAUUGUGUCCAGGGCUGGGUCUGGUCUGAUCAGUGACUCGACCGCUCCUGAAAUCUCUGAGCUGAACAGUUUAGUUUUAUUCUGUGUUUAUACUUUUGCCAACCCAAAAAUGUAACUAUGUGUCCUGUGACACAGACAGCAACAGCUGUGAUUGGUCUGCUGAGCCCAGAGGUAUAAACCAGCGUUUACACAAUUGGAGAAAAAACCUACAGCCCUGUUGGAAGACGAUUAAACUAAAUGACUGAGAUGGGAGUGGCUACUCGAUUUAUGCACUACCAUAACCUCCAAAACCACAUAGUAAUAAAGAACUUUGUUUGUUGGCAGCAUGUGUGUUUGUUGGAGCAGAUAAAACAGAAAAGUGUGUGUUUGUGUGGGAGUGUGUAAAAGCCAAAAUGAAACACUACACAUCCCCUCCAACACACACAUGCACACACUGAGUAGACAGUGUUAACUCAUUAAAAUGAUGAAAUUCGGAGUGGAUUAGUUCUGAUUUGCUCUUCUGUACUGAGUGUUUUGUAAAAUGAGUGUUUUGUCAAUAAAGGAUAAAAUUAUAUCUUA